Linum tenue is the source of this 576-nucleotide messenger RNA. Lineage: Eukaryota; Viridiplantae; Streptophyta; Magnoliopsida; Malpighiales; Linaceae. The record is from the annotation of a GenBank genome assembly.
AUGGCGCUGGGGAGGAAAUACAACGAAAACACCAUCUUUAGGGAUCUUUUGGCAGAGCUCAUGGAGUUGGUUGUUACAUUAAGUGUGGGCGAGUUCAUUCCUCAACUCUCGUGGGACAUGUUCAUCGGAGGAACAGAUACGACAUCAACGCUUUUGGAAUGGGCAAUGUCGGAGCUGAUGAAACACCCCAGGGUGAUGAAGAAGCUGCAAGGAGGAGCUAAUUUGCAGAAGCUGGAGUACCUGAAACUAGUAAUCAAAGAGACGAUUCGAUUGCACCCGCCAGUCCCGCUGCUACCUCCAAGGCAACUGAUGCAAGUUCCGACCAUAAUGGGGUACGAUGUUUCGGCAGGAACCAUGAUCCUAACCAAUGCCUGGGGGAUUGCAAGGGGCCCGGCCGAUUGGGGGGAAUCGCCUGACGAGUUUCAGUCGGAGCGACUCCAAACCAAAGUGGAUUUCAGAGGCCAACAUUUCCAACUGAUAUCUUUUGGAGCUGGAAGGCGAUGCUGCCCGGGGAUUUCUUUCGGCCUCGCCGUCGUGGAGGUGGCGCUGGCGAAUCUGGUGAGGGACUUUGACUAG